GCCAAGGCAGCAAGGCACCAAGACAGCGCUUUCCCUUCCUUCUUCUCCAAGUCCAACACGCACCAGACGCUCCUUUCCAUUUUCAGCUUCGUCUAUUCUUUUCUCUCACCUGGAGGAGGAUCGCGAGGAUCGCGAGGCGGCCGAAGAAGAAAUAUAAGAUAAAGGGGGAGAACGGUGUGGUUCUGAGGGGGGAGAAUCUUGAGCGAUUUUGGCAAAGGAAAGCUCGAAUAACCUCUUUUUCUGAUGCAUUAGAGGUAGAUCCCCCUUUAUUAGCUCUAGGGAUCAGCAAUAUUGUCUCCUUUGUGAACCUGGGAAUUGUUCACUAGUACUGCGGGAGGCGAUCAGCCCUAAAGUCCCCUUUCUAGAGGCGGCAUCCAUUGCUGAAAGCCUCUACGGUAUCAUCAAACAUAAUGGUCCACUCACUGUCAGCAACACUUGGAAUCACGCCAAGGCUAGUUUCCGGUUGUGUCGCCGUCGCUCACCGUAUUUACAUUAACAUCGCCGAAGUAGGAGUUCACUUCCAAACGAGGUUUAGGGUUGCACUUUCAGCAGCAGCAGAUAAACGCCACUUUCUUUUCUUGCUCUACCCAAGUAUCUCUCUUUCUCUCUCUCUCUCUCUCUCACACACACACACUCUUUAUCGAUUGUGGGAUAUCGCGGAAUCUCCAAUAAACUCGUAUCUCAACUCGGUUCUACCUUUGCAGCUUUCUGCAACAAUGGGCGCUUCUCUUCCUCCCAAAGAGGCUAACCUCUUCAAGCUCAUUGUUGUAAGAGUUUAAUUUCAAUCUUAUUACUUUAAUAUCGAGGUUUAGC
This is a messenger RNA of Impatiens glandulifera, 813 nucleotides long. RefSeq lists its product as uncharacterized. Lineage: Eukaryota; Viridiplantae; Streptophyta; Magnoliopsida; Ericales; Balsaminaceae. The transcript has 4 exons. The coding region runs from base 411 to 779 and encodes 122 amino acids. The record is from RefSeq and is a predicted model, not a curated record.